AUUUGGACUUGUUCUUCUUUUUCUGCAGCCACCACCAUCACCACCAGCAGCACAGCGAGCAAUCAAGCCAUCGUGUGAAAGAAUAGCCCCUUGUAUUUCAUCUUCAUCUUCAUCGUUAAGGAGUCAAGCUGAAGAAAGACCGACGGGCUUUCUCCAUACAAUGCACGGCCCUUUCUCUGCCAUCCUGAUCUCGGGCCUGCUCUUAUUUGCGGGACUCGGGCCAGCUGCUGCCGCCCCUCCUGGACCAGCGAAGCCCGGCCGCUGUGUUCGCCCAGCCGUGCGUCGGGAAUGGCGCAACCUAUCCCAAAAGGAACGGCUUAACUAUGUUGAUGCUGUCAAGUGUUUAAUGUCAACUCCCAGCAAGAGCAAUGACUUUUACCCGGCAGCCAAGUCCCGGUUUGAUGAUUUUCAGGGGAUGCAUAUUAAGGUUGGGCAUGCGAUGCAUUUUAAUGGCCAAUUCCUACCGUGGCAUCGGUGGAUGAUGCACCUGUAUGAGACAGAACUCAAGACUUGUGGAUUCAAAGGAGCUCUACCAUACUGGGGUAUUGAGCAUGAUAACACCAUUGAGAAUUUUGCCAAGUCCCCUGUCUUCGAUGAUGUUUAUGGCCUCGGCGGCAACGGCGCUUUCAUCGAGGAUGUUAGCUCGCCGAUCGAGUUCCCCAUCAAGACCCCAACAGAAAUCCCAGGCCGCACCGGAGGAGGUUGUGUCACCACGGGUCCUUUCGCCAACCUCACCGUUUCCAUGGGUCUAGGCGACUCCCUGGAGUUCCAACCCCACUGCCUUCGCCGUGAUUUCAGUCCGACUCUCGCGUCGACUUCUAUGAGCCACGAGGUGAUCAGCAAGACCUUGGCUAACAGCAACUUUUGGGGCUUUAGCCGUUGGAUCCAGGGUUUUGGCUUCGACGCCGAGAACCUGACAAUCCAUGGUGGUAUGCACCUGAGCAUUGGAGGCCAGGUUGGCGAGGCCGCUGAUGUCUACUCGUCGCCUGGUGACCCGCUCUUCUACUUCAUCCACAGCGGUCUUGACAGGAUUUGGGACAUGUGGCAGCGCAUGGACUGGCCCAAGCGUAAGUGUGACGUUGCUGGACCCGACACCAUGUUCGCCUACCCCUUCGACUUCUUUGGCGACGUCGAGUACAAAAACAUCACGAUCGAUCAUGUUCUCGAAUAUCCUGGCUUCAGCGAGCCAAUCACCAUUCGUGACGUGAUGGAUACUGCUGGUGGCAAGCUCUGCUACAAGUAUGAAUGAGUGAUGAGAUGAUGAUUGGAACCUCGAAAAUUUGUCUGGUUGGUUUGAAGCAAGCAAAGUCAUUUGUGCCUUGUGCUUUGUCUGCUUUUGGAUACCAAUACCCCCAAUGCAUUAGCAAGCGUACAUAAAUUUGAACGGUUUACCUUGAUGACAUUUGAGUGUUUUCCAUGCGUUGAGUCAAUGUGGCUUUUUAUCAUUGGAUGAACAACCCAUUGACUUUGAUAUUUCUCGGGACAGAUGCGAGGGUUUGGAGGUCCGGUAUGGUGGGAAUCGAGAUGGGAUCACCCAAUGAUCCCAUGGCCACUUGUCUAUUGGAAGUAUCUCUGACAGCAAUGAGAGCCUGAUCACAGGAAUUCUAGAUGAACGAGUCAAUCGAUGCCAAGUGUGACGUCUGAUCAAGGUGCAUAUUGUAUUGUACGUGGUGAGAAGGGAUAUGCAUUGUCGUUUGGCAUUUUAUUUUAUGGUUAUAGAAAGUCGAGGAAUAAGAAAACCUUGAUCAAAAUUUGCU
Molecule: messenger RNA, 1757 nt
Organism: Pyricularia grisea
Lineage: Eukaryota; Fungi; Ascomycota; Sordariomycetes; Magnaporthales; Pyriculariaceae
Exons: 10
Coding region: 161-1249 (362 amino acids)
Molecular function (GO): oxidoreductase activity
Source: RefSeq, a predicted model, not a curated record